AAUUCUAAGUCAAAAUCAGGCAUAAAAAAUUCUAUCAGAUCUCAGGUCAAAAAGAAGCUGAAAAAGCUAGCCAUAUUUCGUGCGACACUCUAUCAAGUCCUCUGUGACCAUAAUCCAAACAUAAUUACACUGGAAGAAGACUUUGUCGAAUACCUCGCGGAACAAAUUUUAGACUUGGGAGUUCUUGACGAAAACAAAGAGAUUGAGAGUGUAGAUGAAGAUGAAAGAAACGCCAGUUCAACAUUAUCCGAACAGGAAAUUAUCUCGCGAAUUUUUGAGAUAGUUAAAGAUGAUUUUAUCACAUUCGAAGUUUGCAAUGAUGAAAACGAGUGCCUGAAAAUUUGCAAGGAUGUGGUCGUCAAAUGGAAGUCCAUAAAUAAUCUUUCCGUGUCCACAACUUCAUUAAGUGAUGCACAAGAGAGUUCUUAA
Molecule: messenger RNA, 429 nt
Organism: Acaulospora colombiana
Lineage: Eukaryota; Fungi; Glomeromycota; Glomeromycetes; Diversisporales; Acaulosporaceae
Source: the annotation of a GenBank genome assembly